This is a messenger RNA of Fusarium sp. VM40, 519 nucleotides long. NCBI's taxonomy places the organism in Eukaryota, Fungi, Ascomycota, Sordariomycetes, Hypocreales, Nectriaceae. The record is from the annotation of a GenBank genome assembly.
AUGGCGGGUACGGGGGGUGCGCAGGAUGCGCCGGUGACGAAGGCGGGUGUUGCUGCUGAUGUUGUUGCGGAUGUUGCUGCGGAUGUUGCUGUGGAUGUUGCUGCGGGUGUUGCUGCGGGUGUUGCUGCGGGUGUUGCUGCGGGUGCUGUUGUGGGUGCUGUUGUGGGUGCUGCUGAGGGUGAUGCUGAGGGUGCUGCUGUGGAUGUUGUUGUGGAUGUUGGUGUUGAUGUUGUCGGUGGUAAUCUUGGACAGGAGGGUAGGGCUCUUGCGCAUGAUGGCGACGAUCGGGGUCGUGAUGCGAUCGAGGAGGGUAAUGUUGAUAUGGGCUCGGAGGAGGGUGAGGAGGAUGAUGUAGAGCGCCGGGCGGAGGCGGAGGAGGCGGCGGCGGAAGUUGAUGAGCGUGAGGAUGCGGUAGUGAUACUGCUUGCUGAGUUGUGCCAACCGGCCACGAAGAAAGGCGUGGACGUUUACUAUCUGGAGGUGCUGGAUCCAUGCUUGAGUACUAUAUAUGUAUGGUAG